UUUUGUGGAUUUUAUGUUUUGUGUUCUGCAGUUUCUUUGAUUCUGGAGAUUGUUGUUGUUUUUAUAAUAUUCGUUUUAUUUAUUGUUCUUAUAAUCUUGUUUUAUUGCUCUUUGAACUAGAGCAAACAUUUAUGUUUUCGGGCGUUGUUUCAUUAAAUCAGAAUUCAGAUGAAAAAGGGUUGAAAUUUACAAUCUAGAAUCCUGCUUUUUUUUUUUUUUUUUGCAACGGUUUGUUAUUGAAUUUCAAAUUUCGUUAUUUGAUUCAUAUGGCUUUUUAAGUGGAAACUCAAUCAGGUUAUAAUUUUUAACGUAUCAUCAUGACAGGCAAUAUACCAUUCCUGGAUGUCUUAACAAUAAUGAAUUCUAUAUGUAGGAGAGUGAAAUUUGAUAUUGCUAUCUUGUUUAUGAUGAUUGUAAUUGAUACUUAUGUGUUUUCGUUUGUGGAAAUAUGGAUUGAAGGGUUUUGAUUUUUGACGUUGAUUAUUGAUACUAAGGACAAGUGUUGUUGUGUGGGCCUUUUCUUUCACUGUUAAUUUUCCCUGUCUUGUCUUUCUUAUGCAACUUGAAGACUAUUCUAUUUUCUUUAAUUUCUUAUCUUCUGAAUCCUCUAGGGUUCUUUGUAAAUUCUUUGCCCAUGGAGCAUGUCUGAAAGGGGAGCAUUGUGAAUUUUCUCAUGACUGGAAGGAUCCUCCAAAUAAUAUAUGCACAUUUUAUCAGAAAGGAGUCUGUGCUUAUGGUAGUCGCUGCAGAUAUGAUCAUGUCAAAGCUCCUCGAGCACAGUCCUCCACACCAUCCUCUUCCGUAAUUGAACACCAGCCCCUGGCUUCAGAUUCUGCUGCUUUUGGAAAUUCUAGAACUACAUCAAAUGGUUUUGUUACAGCUGCAGAUUUUUCUCUUUCUGGGAGUCCUUACCUUCUUCCUCAUAAACCAGCUUGGAAUCAAGAAUCUGAGUAUCAUGAAUUUUUAGGGGAAGAAGAUGUUGGUCAAUCCAUUAUCACUUCACCUUCUGAGCAUUCAAUCUGUUCAUUUGCUGCUGCUGGAAACUGUCCACGAGGGGAAAAAUGUCCUCAUAUUCACGGGGAUCUGUGUCCCACCUGUGGAAAGCACUGCUUACAUCCUUUCCGAUCUGAGGAAAGAGAAGAACAUAUGAAGAGUUGUGAAAAUAAGCAAAAGCAUCUUGAUGCAUUAAAACGGAGUCAAGAAAUUGAAUGCAGUGUUUGCCUGGAGCGUGUUCUUUCAAAGCCUACAGCAGCUGAACGUAAGUUUGGGCUGCUAUCUGAAUGUGAUCAUCCAUUCUGCAUAUCUUGUAUUAGGAAUUGGCGUAGUAGUAACCCAACAUUGGGGAUGGAUGUUAAUAGCACAUUAAGGGCUUGCCCUAUCUGUCGUAAGCUAUCUUACUUUGUCAUUCCAAGUGUCAUUUGGUACUCAACAACUGAAGAAAAACUGGAAAUCAUUGACAACUACAAGGCAAAGCUCAAGUCAAUUGAUUGCAAGCAUUUUGACUUUGGGGAUGGAAACUGCCCUUUUGGAACUAGUUGUUUCUACAAGCAUGCAUAUCGAGAUGGCCGUCUUGAGCAGGUAGUUUUGCGACAUCUAGGGGCUGCAGAUGGCAAUACUGUAAUUGCUAAAGACAUCAGGUUGUCAGAUUUCCUUGCUAACAUGCAUUUAAGAUGAAGGAUAACGUUCAUAUGCUCCAGAUACUUGCUUAAAAAUGACAUACUUCAAUGUCAAAAGUUAUUUUUUUUAUUGCAAGCCAAGCUCCUCUUCUUGUUUCUAUGGUACAGGUACCAGGGAAAGAAGCAGCACUGUGCAUUCUGUUGUAAUAAAGUGCAUGUGUUAAAUGGUAGAUUGACAUACUACGACGGUAUGAACUUAAUAAAAACUAAUUUUUAAGGCAUAUAAAUCCAAAUAUGGAUUGAUGGUGGUAUACUCUACAGAAUGCACUCUUUUUGCCAUCAGUGAGACAAUAAGAAGCGUUUACUUUUGUCUGGUGGAUUUGAAAGUUAUAUGCAAAAAUUAAUUGGGGUGAAGUUUUCCUGUUAACAUUAUUGAGAUCUUAAGAUAUACUAGUUUAUUGUAUACUGGAUUCCCUUCUGGGUGAGGCAUUGCGCCAAGGGACUUGGGAAAAAGUUCAAAAUAUGUAUCGAUUUUGUUAUAUUCAUAGGACCUUGUCAGCGCCCUUUUGCGGCUGAUAUUGGUAACAUAACGUUUCCCCCAAUCAAAUUUUCACUUACUGAAUUCACAAGUGACACCCUUUGUUUAGUAGCUAGUGAAAUUUCUUUCAAUUUAACGGGCACUUUGUUUAGAGUAAAUUUUAUCUAAAUAUUAUUUAGUUGAGCAUUGCUGAAUAUUAUGAAAUUUUUGUGACGAAAAAAAACGAAAUAAAUGUGGAACAAUCGGGUUAAAUAAGUUUUAGAAUGGACAAAAGAUGGGGAAUUGAUGGAAAUCAUCGCUAGGUCUUCAGUAUUGUCUUUUUCAGAGUUCAUUUCUUAGCAUUUAUGAUUUUAUGUAUUUAGUUUUACUUAAAUUGAUUUUCUUCUAUCUCAUUUCAGUCGCCAUAAUAUUAUGCCAAAAUUUUACGAGAUUAAUUUUUCUAAAUUAAACAACCCCGCCAAUUUGAAAUAAAAUCCAAAUGUAU
This is a messenger RNA of Abrus precatorius (Indian licorice), 2638 nucleotides long. Its product is annotated as putative RING-type E3 ubiquitin transferase C3H69. The transcript has 7 exons. Gene Ontology annotation, biological process: protein polyubiquitination. The record is from RefSeq and is a predicted model, not a curated record. Gene Ontology annotation, molecular function: metal ion binding; ubiquitin protein ligase activity. Bases 556 to 1674 code for a protein of 372 amino acids. Lineage: Eukaryota; Viridiplantae; Streptophyta; Magnoliopsida; Fabales; Fabaceae.